CUCGCUAACUAAACUUUCAUGGUAGGUCGUUUCUUCAAAAACGCUACUAUACAGUGCAUCUUAUAAUUUCUCUUUUAUUAUUAUCACAAUUUGUACGGUUAACAAUACUUCUGUUCAUAUUUUAAGCUACUCUCAAUUUAGCCUGCCUAAUAAGGGCUUUCGAAAAGUUUCAGAUAAACAAUCGGGAGAGGAAACAGCCGAGGGCAGCUGUGAUUAUGUAAAGUUAUUCAGUCGAAUUUUGCGUAGUCACUUCAAGAGGGGGGUACCCCGCCAUCGGACUGCGCAGAGGUGCACCAUCUCUCCUGUUCGUCUGAAGGAGCGUUUCUGCUGCGGGUGGUGGUAUUCAGCUCACUUCGCUCUCGGCAGAUGCGGAGUUCACUCUCCACCGCAAACAUGGAGCCGGACAAGACGUCCGGAGGCGCGGGAACGGCGCGAAUUCAGCUUCGCGCGCUGAGAAAACGCGCAGUCUGAGCAAACGCUGUCGGUUCGAAGCCUGUGAAAAUGUGGAUUUUAACGCCGUGGGUGUUUUUCCAAGUUUUGCUUGGCACUUCAGUCGAAGCACAGCGUGUGGACCCUGAAGUGGGCUUAACGGCUCAGGAACAAGUUCUCCUGCUGUACGACAUCAAGCUGCAGUGCCUUCAGAACAUCUCUGAACACAGUCCUGCUGAUGAGGUUUGUUCUCCUGGAUGGGACGGGUUGGUUUGCUGGCCUCAAGGUUCUCCAGGAACCGUCACCAAAGUGCCGUGUCCCAGCUACGUGUACGACUUCAACCACAACGGAUUUGCAUACCGCCAGUGUGACUUGAAUGGGUCGUGGGUAUCGGUGGAGAACCGAACCUGGGUCAAUUAUUCAGACUGUCUGCGGUUCUUGGCACCAGGCAUUGAAAAGGGCAAAAGGGACUUUUUUGAGCGGCUGCACAUCAUGUACACAGUCGGCUACGCGGUGUCCUUCAGCUCGCUGCUUGUCGCCAUUUUCAUCAUUGGAUACUUUCGGCGACUCCACUGCACCAGAAACUACAUCCACAUGCACCUCUUCGUGUCUUUCAUGCUGCGCGCGGUCAGCAUCUUCGUAAAAGACAGAGUGGUGUACGCUAAUGGUGUGCUACAGGAGUACGACACCAUGCUAAUGGACAACAUCAGCACCGUCUCCAUUUCCCCUCUUGACAAGACUCAGUAUGUCGGCUGCAAGAUCACAGUCCUGUUCUUCAUUUAUUUCCUGGCAACCAACUACUACUGGAUCCUAGUGGAGGGCCUGUACCUUCACAGUCUCAUUUUCAUGGCGUUCUUCUCAGACUCCAAAUACCUUUGGGGUUUCACCCUCAUAGGGUGGGGUGUUCCUGCUCUCUUCGUAUCAACCUGGGCUGUCGUCAGGGCAACGCUGGCGGAUGUAAGGUGUUGGGAGUUGAGUGCUGGCAAUAUUAAAUGGAUUUACCAAGUUCCUAUACUGACAGCAAUUGGGCUGAAUUUUAUUCUGUUUGUAAAUAUCGUACGAGUUCUGGCCACAAAGAUCCGAGAAACAAACGCGGGGCGAUACGACACACGCAAACAGUACAGGAAGCUGGCUAAGUCCACUUUGGUUCUGGUUCUGGUUUUCGGCGUGCACUACAUCGUGUUUGUGGGAAUGCCGCACACUUUCACCGGCCUGGGCUGGGAGCUGCGCAUGUACUGUGAACUGUUCUUCAACUCGUUCCAGGAAUUUUUUGUGUCCAUUAUUUACUGCUUCUGCAACGGAGAGGUCCAGACAGAAAUCCGUAAAACCUGGCUCCGCUGGACGCUUGCGUUUGACUGGAAAGGUCCCGUGGCUUUGGCCAACUACCGCUACGGGACGGUCCUGAACAGCAGCGGCGCCAGCGUCCAAUCGCAGCUGACCUCAGUGACCCGAAGUUCUGCCCUCCUCACCAGCAGGGUGUACCGCAGCGCCCCUCGUCCCGGCGUCGGCUCACUCGCGCACGGCUCGCAAACACACACCAGCCUCCCUGGAUACGUCUUCAGCAACUCAGACAUCGAAAGCCUACCGCCUUCCAUUCCAGAAGAAAUCGAAGAGGAGGCCAAACACAUCGACGAUAUCACGCUCAAAGGCGUCAACCACAUCGCCGUUCGACAGGAAGCCCUCAGCAUCUGUUUCGAAGAGAGCGGCCAGAGCUCAUCCCACGCGGAUUCUUACGAGGUCAGACGUUGUCCCGAUGCCGUCACCGCUACGGAAAUCUCCAAAUGCGCUGAUAAAAUAUCUUUAUCGGUGAGGUACAACAGUUUGGAUCAAGAGGACGAGGAAGUACUUUAAAAUGCAGACGAAUUGCCUUUAGCAACCAGAUUUACUUCUGUACAGCAAAAGGAUUAUAACAAAAAAAGAUUUUACUCUUAGGGAGCUGAUUUGAUUGUAGAAAUUGGGCGUUAUAUAUCGGAAUGGAACGUGAUUCGCUAAAAUAGUGCCUAAAUAUCUAUUUAUCUAUUUAUUAGCGUUAUUAAAUAACGCCAUGAAGGUGAGAGCAGCUUUAAAGGAAGCCGUCUCAGAAGCAGCAUUAGAUUUAAUUGAAUAAUACUAAGGCAAAAAAAAUUCAGUUUUUCUUUGGAACCAUAUGCAUCGAUUCACAAUAAGAUGUGAACCGUGUCUUAAAGGAAUAUUUCAACCAAAAAUGUAUACUUGCUGAAAAUGUACUACAUCUAAGAUGUAGAUGGGUUUGUUUCUUCAUUCUGAUUUGGAGAAAUGUAGCAUUACAUCACUCAUCAGUGUAUCCUUUGCAGUGAAUGGGUGCCGUCAGAAGUUCAAAACAUCACAGUAGUGUAAUCCACACCACUCCGGUCUAUCAAUUGAUGUCUUGAGAAACAAAAAGCUGCAUGUUUGUAAAAAUAAGUCCUCUACCCAUAACAUAGAUUUUUGUAAAAGAUACUUGUAAAAGUAUCGCGAAUAGUCGAAUAAAGAUGCGAUACCUGUCGUACAAUGCAUGAAACAAUUAUUUGUUUGGGAUCAGUUGGUUUCAGUCACUCUAAGCCUUGCGAGAAAGAUUUGUGUUGACAUUUACACUCUUUUUUGCUGGACAUUUGCCAUCGCACUCCCUUACAAGACUGUAAAGUAUGUGUAAAUAUGUCUUUCACCAAGUGGGUUUAUUUUUGCAACCAAAUGAUGUUGUUCAGUGAAAUCAAACAGUGGGACUCAUUCAUGAAACAUAAGCUAAUGCUUCUUAAAAACCUAAAUUCUUAUGUAAUGUUACAUUUACAUUAUGCAAAUGAAAAUUAGUUCGGUUCGUGUUUUUCGUCUGUAAAAUUGUUUGUAAAACCGUCGAAGCUGUAAACGUUUGUGCAGUAGAUUUUCACCAAUAAAUUCACACAAAAUAUUGAGUUUCAUGAACGUGACCCAGUGUUCAGAGAUACGCUUUGCGGUUUAGGUAUUUGGUUACGCCCUUAGUAAAAUAAAUAAAUCUUUUGGGCAUUGCUUGGCAUGAAUGUUUUGAUUGUACAAAUUUUACAUCAAGCUAUUUUUUUACUGUCGCCAUGAGUAAAUGUUUUUCUUAAAUAGUUUUAAAUGUAUUGUGCAUUGAUGUUUCAUUAAACAGUGUAAUAAAUAAUAAAUAAAUAAUAAAUUCAUUUUUA
Puntigrus tetrazona (Sumatra barb) is the source of this 3587-nucleotide messenger RNA. It is a transcript of the gene pth2rb, whose product is annotated as parathyroid hormone 2 receptor b. The record is from RefSeq and is a predicted model, not a curated record. Bases 502 to 2280 code for a protein of 592 amino acids. Lineage: Eukaryota; Metazoa; Chordata; Actinopteri; Cypriniformes; Cyprinidae. Gene Ontology annotation, biological process: adenylate cyclase-modulating G protein-coupled receptor signaling pathway; cell surface receptor signaling pathway. The transcript is spliced from 13 exons. Gene Ontology annotation, cellular component: plasma membrane. Gene Ontology annotation, molecular function: peptide hormone binding; G protein-coupled peptide receptor activity; parathyroid hormone receptor activity.